This is a messenger RNA of Caenorhabditis angaria, 1888 nucleotides long. The record is from the annotation of a GenBank genome assembly. NCBI's taxonomy places the organism in Eukaryota, Metazoa, Nematoda, Chromadorea, Rhabditida, Rhabditidae.
AUGGAACCACAAGGAGAUGUUGUGAAUAAUAUAUGUGCAGAGCCGAAUUCCAACUCCGUUCCAACAUUCAGCGGAGUUUCGUCACAAACUGAAAUCAAAGUUGAGGUGAGUUCAAAUCACAUGACUAAACUACACUCUAGUCUACAAAAUAUGUGUUUUGUGAUAGGUUUUCCUAUUUUUUUAAUCAUCAGAAAUUAUUUUCUGUUGACUACAAACUUUGCAAAAUCAUCAAUCUUUUGCAGAAAGUUCAACACACGUGGACAGUCAAAAAUUUCUCACAUUGCUAUCAAGAAUAUUUGGAGAAUUUUGUGUAUUUACAAAGAGGAGAUGAGCAAUUAACAUGGAGUAUCAAAAUAUAUCCGAAAGGAAAUGGUGAAAAUAACAAGGAUUUUGUGUUUUUAUGUUUGAAUCGGGUGGUUAAUAGCAAUGCGAAGUCGGCGAAAAUUGGCUUCAAAUCACAAUUUAAAUUGAGAACUGCAGAGAAUAAGGAUAUUGAGGUAAUUGGUGAUUUUUAAAAAUUAAAAAAAAAAUUGUUUUUCCAGAUGCGAAUACAUCCAAAUCCAUCACAUUCAGAUUAUGUGUCUUACAUUAAACGAGAUGUUCUGUUUCCACAAAUUCUCCCACGUGAUUUGAUAAUUGUGAAUGUUGAGAUUGAUGUUGCUGUUGAAACAAUCACCACCACAGCCGAACCAAUAAUGUUUGAAUCGACGAAUUGUGAACAGCAACUUGUUGAAGAUUAUCAAAGAAUGUUUCGGGAUAAUAUGCUAACCGAUUUUUUGAUUCGUGUCGGAAAUCGUGAGAUUCGAACACAUAAAGCGAUUUUGGCAGCGAGAUCUCCAGUCUUCGAAGCAAUGUUGAAACAUGCGGACACGGAAGAAUCAAAGACUGGAAUUCUCAACAUUACUGAUAUGGAUUAUGACGUGAUUCACGAAAUGAUUUAUUAUAUUUAUUGUGGAAGAUGUCAAAAAGAUAUUUCUGAUGUUGCGACCGAUUUAUUGAUUGCCGCCGACAAAUAUCGAUUGGAAGAAUUGAAAACGCAUUGCGAGAAGUUUCUUGUCGAAAAUUUGACGAUUGAAAAUGCGUGUACACUUCUGAUAUUGGGCGAUUUGUAUAUGGCGCCAAGAUUGAGACAAAGAGCAGUUCAGGUAACAUUUAACAUAUUUUGAAAUUUUUCUAAUUUAGCGUAACUUUUAGUAUAUCUUGCAACGCCCGAAAAACGUGACACAUACUCCAGGAUGGGAAAAUAUCAUCAAACAACAUCCAGAUUUGAUAACUGAUAUCUUUAAUCAAUUUGAUAAACAGGUUUGUGAUCCAUUUUUCAUUAGGGCUGAUUCACAAACAAAAAAUGUUUUUUUAACAUCGAAAGAUCAAUUCACGAAAAGUCGGAAAAACAUAGGUCAAAAUUAGUUUUUCGGGUUUUUCAGCCAAAAAUGAUGAAAAAUCGAUAUUUUGCGAGCUUCUGGAGUAAUUUCUGAAUAAAAUUGACCUUGGAAUUCACUUUCCAGAAGUUUUUGCUGAUUUUUCGUAAAAUAAAAACAAUUUCAAAUUUUGAUGAUUAUCGAAAAAAAAUCAUAAAAUAAAGCAAAAUAGGGUUCUCGAAGCUUAUUUUCAUCAGAAAUUACUCCAGAAGCUUGAAAAAUAUCGAUUUGUCAUCAUUUUUGGCUGAAAAACUCGAAAAACUAAUUCUGAUCUACAAUGUUUUUUCGACAUUUUUUGACUUUUUGUGAAUUGAUCUUUCGAUGUUGAAAAAACAUUUUAAAUCAAAGUAAUAUUAUUUUUUUUGUUGCAGUCAUCAACCGGAGUUUCAUCAUCUGUCACAACAAUUUCCGGCGCAUCGCUUGAUAUUCCAGGAGUUCCAGGCGGUGCUCCACCACCAACUGGUUUAUAA